CUUCUGUUGGAUGGCAGCUGCACCUAGGUGACACGUAACUAAAAUUAAAGGUGCAGUAUAGGCCGUGUUUGUUCUUAUUUGUUAGCUGUUUUUGAAGUUUGCAAGAAAUAGGUAGCUGCAGUACCAUCUAAAUAUCUACAUACAGCGUUUUCUACCCUGGGUCGCAGGGAGAAUAAGUAUUGCCAGGCGGUUAUUUCAUUCAUUUUUCUCUUAACUUGAGGGAAGUUAAAGGCGUUGCGUUUCCAGUGUAGGUAAAUCAUGAUCUAAGUUAUUUUGUUAAGUAGGUUAGUUACUUUGUUUUGCAUAAUCGGUCGCCUUACCCGUCAACAAUGUACAAAGUUUUUUGUUAAGUGCUCGAAGGAAUGCGUGUCCCGUCGUCAUUCACGCUGGAUCCACACUGAUAAGGUCUGAGGUAGGCUACAAUAUUUUCAAUCAGAGGAGGAGAACGACGGGCGAAAAGUUUGGAAAAGUUUCAGUGGAGUUGCGGUGACAGACUGCGAAGGGUUAGCGACGCAGCUAUGGGAAACGGAGCGUGCUCUCGAAGACAGAGGAAGAUCUUCCAAUCUCUCUUAGCUAUCACUGUAAUUUUCGGAAUGAUUUACGGAGGUAUGGUCUCCUAUGAAAUGCACAAACAGCUGAAAAGGACCGAGGCAUUAGCGCUCAAGUACCAACAGCAUCAAGAGUCUCUUUCGGCACAACUUCAAGUUGUGUACGAACACCGCUCUCGCCUGGAGAAGUCACUCCAGAAGGAACGCGGGGACCACAAGAAAUCAAAAGAAGAUUACUUGGUGUACAAGCUGGAGGCCCAGCAGUCUCUGAACAAGGAGAAGGCAAGUGGAGCGCUCUGUCUCUGUCUCUGAUGUGCAGGGCAGCGGUCUGCUUGUGCGCCG
This is a messenger RNA of Sardina pilchardus (European sardine), 890 nucleotides long. Its product is annotated as Golgi integral membrane protein 4-like. Gene Ontology annotation, cellular component: Golgi apparatus; Golgi membrane. Bases 519 to 860 code for a protein of 113 amino acids. NCBI's taxonomy places the organism in Eukaryota, Metazoa, Chordata, Actinopteri, Clupeiformes, Clupeidae. The transcript has 3 exons. The record is from RefSeq and is a predicted model, not a curated record.